UUUCAUUCGACUAAUUAUCACUACUUACAGCCAUCCCUCUUUUGUUUCACCAAACCAUGGCCACUAUCUUAGCAGGUCUAAGGAGGCUAGAAGGCAAGGUGGCUCUAAUCACCGGAGCUGCUAGUGGCAUCGGAGAAUGCACGGCAAGACUCUUCUCCAAACAUGGAGCUCAGGUGGUAAUUCAUGGAGCUCAGGUGGUAAUUGCUGAUAUACAGGACGAGUUAGGCCACUCAGUUCGCAAAGAAAUAGAUAGAGAUGGCAAAUACUGCUCAUUUGUCCACUGCGACGUUACUAAAGAAGAAGACGUGGAAAAUGCUGUUAACUCUGCUGUUUCUAAGUAUGGCGAGCUAGACAUUAUGUUCAACAAUGCAGGAAUAGUCGGUGCGGUCAAACCCAACAUUCUGGACAAUGAAAAAGCUGAAUUUGAGAAGAUAAUUAGUGUGAAUUUAGUAGGUGCUUUCUUAGGAACUAAACAUGCAGCUCGUGUAAUGAUCCCUAAUCGAAAAGGAAGUAUAAUGACAACUGCAAGUGUUGCCUCCACAAUUGGAGGACUUGCACCUCAUGCUUACACCAGUUCGAAGCACGGAGUGGUAGGGCUCAUGAGAAAUACUGCAGUGGAAUUGGGGCAACAUGGGAUUCGAGUAAACUGCAUUUCGCCAUACGUAGUUAAUACUCCACUUGCAAGGGAUUUCUUCAAGCUGGAUGAUCAUGGAGUUUAUGAUGUUUAUUCUAAUCUUAAAGAAGCUGUGCUUGAACCGGAAGAUGUGGCUCAGGCUGCUCUUUACCUGGGGAGUGAUGACUCCAAGUAUAUUAGUGGCCAUAAUAUGAUAAUAGAUGGGGGAUUCACUAUUGUGAAUCCAGCUUUCUCUAUAUUUCCACAAUCUAUCUAGUUUUUUCCAGAACUUCUUUCAGUUUGUA
Molecule: messenger RNA, 918 nt
Organism: Jatropha curcas
Lineage: Eukaryota; Viridiplantae; Streptophyta; Magnoliopsida; Malpighiales; Euphorbiaceae
Source: RefSeq, a predicted model, not a curated record